AUGGCGUUCUUGUACUUGACCUCGACCGCUUAUCCGUUGGCCGCCUUUAGGACGGGCUACCUCGUUGAUUUAUUCUACCCGAAAGACCCCAUCUCUCUGUUCUCGAACUUGAUAGCUUCACUCCGUGCUAGCCCAUUUACAAGUUCUCUCUUUUCAACCGUGCUCCAUGUCUACGAGCCAGCUUCAGAGCAGUCCUUUUUCGUCAACUCCACCCUCCUUGCUCAACGCAUUGAAGAGUUGGACAAAUUUCCUAUCUUCGUCCGCCUUGGCUCUCCUAUCGAGGUGUUUCAGCAAAUCCCAGAUCGACUCGACCAUGUGCUCGACUCCCUCCGCGCACUGCUACAUCCUUCGAACGCCGGAAUACCGCUGUCCUACACCUUACCAGCCGAUAUCCCGACGGAUGUAGCCGUCGCCCUUGCAGGAGUUUUGCUCGACUACGCGGUUGCGUACAUGCCUGUUCCCUCCCAAGAACAUGUCCUUUCUGGCGUCCCCCUCGACUUCUAUGAAUCCACCUUGACUUGGCCACAGGGUGAAGGGCGAGAACAUCCCUGGUUUAUCAUGAAGUUCUCCUGCCCUGCUCACUUGACCGAAGACUACCCUGCAUUGACACCCACAAAAAUCAUGAUUUGCAUCCAAAUGAUGUUCCAAAAUCGCCUCAGUGUCCUGGGCGAUCGAACCGUCCAGGUCAAUGUCGAACAUACGACAAAAACGCUCGCUCAUGUCGCAUUCUAA
This is a messenger RNA of Cyclocybe aegerita, 732 nucleotides long. NCBI's taxonomy places the organism in Eukaryota, Fungi, Basidiomycota, Agaricomycetes, Agaricales, Hemipholiotaceae. The record is from the annotation of a GenBank genome assembly.